AUGAGGGAUAAUGAAGAAAGUAAUAGCUUACUUUCUUCAGAGGAAAAUUCGGUGUUUGUUUUGAAGGCAGAAACUGCUCUCCAUUUGGCGUCUGCCAAUGGGAAUUCAGAAAUAGUAAAACUCCUGCUGGACAGAAGAUGUGCACUUCAUGCCUUUGACAGCAAAAAGAGGACAGCUCUAAUAAAGGUAUGCAGUAGCCAACUAUAUCGGCAUGAGGCCGUACAGUGCCAAGAAGAUGCAUGUGUGUUAAUGUUGCUAGAACAUGGCACUGAUCCAAACCUUCCGGAUGUGUAUGGCAAUACCGCGUUACACUAUGCUGUCUACAAUGAAGACAAAUUACUGGCCAAAGCACUGCUUUUAUACGGUGCUGAUAUUGAAGCCAAAAACAAGUGUGGCCUCACGCCACUUCUGCUUGGCAUACAUGGACAGAAACAGCAAAUGGUGAAAUUUUUAAUCAAGAAAAAAGCUAAUUUAAAUGCCCUUGAUAAAUUUGGAAGAACUGCUCUCAUACUUGCUGUAUGUUGUGGAUCAGCAAGUAUAGUUAGCCUUCUACUUGAGCAAGAUAUUGAUGUAUUUUUUCAAGAUCUGUCUGGGAAAACUGCCACCGAUUAUGCUGUUUCUAGUCAUCAUGACAU
Sapajus apella (tufted capuchin) is the source of this 635-nucleotide messenger RNA. RefSeq names its product POTE ankyrin domain family member A-like. The record is from RefSeq and is a predicted model, not a curated record. The annotation marks the transcript as partial. Gene Ontology annotation, molecular function: protein binding. The transcript is spliced from 5 exons. NCBI's taxonomy places the organism in Eukaryota, Metazoa, Chordata, Mammalia, Primates, Cebidae.